Molecule: messenger RNA, 1797 nt
Organism: Scomber scombrus (Atlantic mackerel)
Lineage: Eukaryota; Metazoa; Chordata; Actinopteri; Scombriformes; Scombridae
Gene: rfxap
Product: regulatory factor X-associated protein
Exons: 3
Coding region: 217-861 (214 amino acids)
Biological process (GO): regulation of transcription by RNA polymerase II
Cellular component (GO): nucleus
Source: RefSeq, a predicted model, not a curated record
GAAGACACUGUCAGAUAAUGUUUAUAGGCUAGAAAUAAUAAGAAUUCCCUCUCAAAUCAUGGUGUAUUUAUGACACAACGCCUUUAGAAACAAACGCCUCCUAAUAAAGGAAAUUCGGCGGGGAAAUGCCGGCAAAUAGCUGCAUUAGUUAACCAAGCGGACUGAAAGGUAAUCGUAGAUAGCUAAGUUAGCUUGUCCCUGCUACACACCACAAUCAUGAGCGAAGAUGACAAUUCAGUGCCAGCCAACAAAGACAAAGACUCAACUCUCCUGCUCACCAAAGACGGUCAGAGAUACUAUGUGAGUAAAAGCGGAGUGGUCGACAGUAGAAAUGUGAUAACCCCGCACGAACCGGACAACAACGCCUCCUCCUAUGAAAUGGACGACCCGGACGAGGAGAGCGACGUCCUGGACACUUCUGACCCCAGAGACAGCGCCGCCAGCCCAGAGGAGCUCAACGACGAGGAGACAUCGGAGGGCGACAACGCUCCCAAACAGUGCACCUACGAGGGAUGCACGGAGACCACGACGCAGGUGGCCAAGCAGAGGAAACCGUGGAUGUGCAAGAAACACCGCAACAAGAUGUACAAAGACAAGUACAAGAAGAAGAAGAGUGAUCAGGCUAUGUCCAGUGGGAAACUUGAUGAGAACUCAGAGGAAAGGCCAGUGUCUGUGAACAAACAGCGUCUGGGUGCCGUGGGAGACCGGCCAGCCAGACCCUCCCUGAUAGAGCAGGUUCUCAACCAGAAGAGAUUGUCAUUGCUCAGGAGUCCAGAGGUGAUCAGCUUCCUGCAGCAGCAGCAGCAGCUCCUGGCUACACAGAGCCGCAGCCAAUCACAGCAGCAGUUCCAGGGCUGUUGACGCAGGCUGGCCAGUGCUUUGCUGUAGUAUUUGAGAUGUGUAUAGAGCACUGAUGAGACACUGACACUUCAUGCAUAAAUUGAUUGUAACCGUACACUGUAACCAUAUAUUUCGUCUGCUAGACAACCAUGCUGCAGAAAAAAAAUGAAGGAAUCAAGGGACAAACUGGGUUAACAGAUCUAAAACUCUCACAAAUAUGGGUUUUCCAUACACGUGUGAGCUUGGCUUGAUUCAGCACGUCAGCCCAGCACAGCUAGGAGAGAGCUGCACCAUUGAAUCGCUUUAUCCCAUUCAAGUUAGCCUGCUCUUCCCUGAAGGAUGAUGCAGCCCAUCUGGCAUUACUGCAACCUGCUUUGAUGCCAGUCAGGUUUGUGCUUUGACCCUACUUUGGAAAUGGUCUAUCUCAGGCGCAAACCUAGUAAUGGAAACGUAUAUCCAUGUGGCAAUGUUUGACUCAGCACGGUCAAAGGUGCCAAUGGAAAAAAAACUAAAAUAUAACAAAUUUCUUGGAAGUAGCAGAUUGACCAUGUAAUAAUCAAGUGUUCUUUGGUGCUUUCUAGGAAAUAUGAUUUUCUAAUGUAUGUGCUUUAUUUUUUGUUUUGAACAUGAAGUGUUUUUUUUUAUGUGUGACAAUCAGUCCUGUAAUGCAUGUCUAGUUUUUUUCAGCCAAGUGGGGCUUUCAGGACUUGUUUUUUAACACCAGAUUUUAUAUACUUUAUCUAAAAUUUGCACAAACAGUAACAGUAACUUCUUAAUACACAAGAAACAAAGUUAUUGUGCAACGAACAAUGUUUAUGCUAGCUCUGUUGACUGUGUAGAUAAGUGGCACUGAUGUACCACAUGUUGGUAAAGUGUGAUAAGCAGAGAAGAGUCUUGUGCUGUAUGUUGCUGUGUAUUUCCCCUGUUGUGAAUAUGAGAUUAAAAUUAUGAUACAAA